AAUGUACAGUUCAUUAUGAAAUCAUGUUUUACUAUCAUCGCACGGGAGUAAUAUCUCUAGCCAGCAACGAGUCCUUGUGUUGUUGGUCUGUGCUCCGGGUAGUUUAAGAUAAUAAUUUAUUGUAAUUAAUUUUAUCCGCAAGCUAUAAGAGGAGGUGUUUCAUAUUUAAUCUCUUGGGCUGAAGUGACAAGUGGAAAACGUGUCACUUCUAACUCGCGUUAGAGUUUUCAGGACCGAGGCUGAUACACGCAGAUACAAUGGAUCUUGUGGUCUUGGUGGCGUUCAGCUCCUGGCUGGCUCCUGCACUUGCCGCUGUGGCAGUUGAGGACAAAUACAGAGACAGUGAUUUUGAAUACGAUUAUGAAACUCUGAAACUCACUGGCGUGGGGAUCUCAGUGGUAAUGUUCGCCGUGGGAAUCGGCCUCGUCAUCACCCGAAAAUGUUCCUGCUCAAAGAGUGAGGAGUCAAGGUUCGUAGGUCCUGGUGUGGAAUCAAUUGUUCCUAUGGCUUAGACACGAAAGACAAAGAACAACGGAGAUCUCGUGGCGGCACAUACCUUGAUCACAGCAGAGGACAAUCUCUCCAUGAACACAAGAAGCCUUCCUUCAAUUUCUUAAUGUUACUGUGCUAUGGUAUAUAUAUAUAUAUAUGGUAGUAGUAUAGAUUGGUAAAAGUGUGAUUCUCAUUUGUAUUUUUAUGACUUUCAGAUUGAUGCAAAAUAAUAAAACACGUGUUGGAAAAGG
Molecule: messenger RNA, 743 nt
Organism: Cyclopterus lumpus (lumpfish)
Lineage: Eukaryota; Metazoa; Chordata; Actinopteri; Perciformes; Cyclopteridae
Product: FXYD domain-containing ion transport regulator 6-like
Exons: 9
Coding region: 258-512 (84 amino acids)
Biological process (GO): regulation of sodium ion transmembrane transporter activity
Cellular component (GO): membrane
Molecular function (GO): sodium channel regulator activity
Source: RefSeq, a predicted model, not a curated record